This is a messenger RNA of Asparagus officinalis (garden asparagus), 1664 nucleotides long. RefSeq lists its product as uncharacterized. The transcript has 11 exons. Bases 53 to 1402 code for a protein of 449 amino acids. NCBI's taxonomy places the organism in Eukaryota, Viridiplantae, Streptophyta, Magnoliopsida, Asparagales, Asparagaceae. The record is from RefSeq and is a predicted model, not a curated record.
UUUAUCUUGUGAAUUAGUAGAUAAAUAUUUCGUAUUGAACUCUCCUAAUUCCAUGUUACAGAUGAAGAACUCGAGGUUAUUCGAUCGAUCUCGUGAUCGGUCACGAUCUAUGAGCCUAGGCUCAGAACAGCUUCAGGAGGCCCUAGGCUCAGAACAGCUUCUGGAGGCACACAUUUCAGCACAUCCGGAUAUAGAUGAUGCGGAAUUAUCGGGCCGUCUACGGGACACAACUCUAGCAUUCUCGCCUCAUAUAGGCAUUGAUUAUUCUUCACCCAGAGCCACUGAUUCACAUGCAGAGCCCUCCCACACUACAGAUAAUGAGGGUUCUUGGACACCAUCGUCUUCGCAUCACAAGCAAGAACCUCUCUUUACACAAGCCCAAGUCAUAAACCCGUACUUCAAAUUCAAGGAGCUUCCGUGGUCCGCAUGCGAGGAUAUAUGGAGAGAGUUGAUGAAAUACUAUUGUCUUGAGGACUACCCUGGGGCGUGGCACUAUGUCUUCAAUAUCAAAGUUGAGGCCGUGCUCAAACAGUGGCGACAUGAGCUGAAGGUUCAUACAUAUGAUAAAUAUACCCAAGAUUGGCAGAGAUUUUUAAAUCUCGAUGAGAGGGUAGAUCUCGGUCAUUUCACGGCUCUUCUUUUUUAUUGGGAUACCGAGUCCGCACAGGAUAAAUCUAAGAAGGGCUCGACGAACCGACAUAGCAAGCGGAAGCUUGACCACCACUUGGGAUCGACGUCCUUUGCCAAUCUUGAGUAUAGUUAUUGUCGAGACACGGGGAAGCCCAUAAUGCCGAUCAAUUUGAAGGCGAAGUUAGCUUACGACACCUUUCACUCAACAUAUAAAAAUGAAGACAAGAUUAAAGAAAACAUGGUUUUGGUGGAUAAUAUUGCUGCCGCGUCGAAGGAUGCAGCACUACGUGCUACCCAAGAAGCUGCUGAUGACCCUCAUGUCUUGUCUAGAGAGGAAAAUAAUGUCAUUGCAAUGAAUGUGAUGGGGUAUAAUAACCAGGGCAGAUUUCCAUUGAUGGGGGUUGGAGCUCAGCGGGGUACCUCCAGAUUAUCCUCCACGGCAUCCUCGACAGCCUCGACUGCGACAACAUCAUCAGACAGAACCCUUGCAUCUUCUACAAUUAUGCGCGUCAACCGUUAUCUGCGCCAUAAGAUCGACCGUACAUUACUCAUGCAGGUGACGACGGCUAUGUGUUCAGAUUUGCCUCCAUCCCCUACUAGCGACGAUGUUUUUACACACAUCGUUUUAUGCUUGUCCGGGAAGAUUUCAGCUGAAUUAUUUGAAGAAGUUUUGGACCAAUUAGAUUUAGACGUUGGCGCACAGGCUGGACUUGCUGGAGGAAGCAGUAGUGGCGUGCAGAGGAGGGAACUUGACGAUGAUGAGGACUCUUGAUUUUAUGAGGUGCAUGUGUUUCUUUGAGCUUCUCUAGAGAAAAUGGACUUGGAUAUCGGUUUGUAAACCGUCGUUGUAUUUUUAAAUCAAAACUUUCUUUGUGUUGAGCCCAAAACAAACAGUGAGUUGAUUCAGUUGUGCGGCAAAUUUAUACGUUUAUGUGUGGCAAAUUUAUAAGUUGACAUUGUGUUUGUUGUGUGAAAAAACAAAUAUAUGUGGUUGGUAUCAUGUUGGUGUGUGAUUUAUUUAUGAAAAAACAUGU